GUGUCUCUGGUUGUUGCUCAUCUUCUCUUUAAACAAUAAAGACUAGUGCCUAGUGUAGAGGUUUAACCCCAUUUCUUUCUUCACUUUUCUGUGCCUUGAUUUCUUGAGUGAGUGUGAUUCAUGGCGACAGCGAAUGGGUCAAUCUUUGCAACUUCCGCCCAAACCUUUUCGGCCGUUUGUUCUCUUUCUGCCAAUAAGGGCAGUCAACUUGUUCCAAACCCACUAGCUAGCAAUUUUAUGGGUUCUUCACUGUCAAGAAGUAUCCCUGAGAAGAAGAAAUUUGUCAGAACCAGUGGGAAAGUGUAUGCUGCUGCAACUGUAGCCACAAACCCUGUGGAGGAAAUCAAAGAGUUCACUUUGCCAAGCUGGGCUAUGUUUGAACUUGGGAAGGCUCCUGUAUAUUGGAAGACAAUGAAUGGUCUUCUUCCCACUGCUGGAGAAAGAGUAAAGAUCUUCUACAAUCCAGACGCAACUAAGCUCGUUCCAAGCCAAGAAUUCGGUGUUGCAUUUAAUGGAGGUUUUAACCAGCCUAUAAUGUGUGGUGGGGAGCCAAGGGCGAUGCAAAAGAAACUUAGAGGAAAAGCUGAUUCUCCAUUAUACAGUAUCCAAAUAUGCGUUCCUAAGCAUGCUAUGAACUUGAUCUUUUCAUUCACAAAUGGAGUUGAUUGGGAUGGUCCUUACAGACUCCAAUUUCAGGUUCCCAAAUCUUGGCGAAACAAGCCUAUUGAAUUCUUUAAUGAGGGUCUAGCAGAGGAGUUGAGCAAGGAAGGUGCAUGUGACAGAGCAAUAUUUCCAGACACAAGCAUAAUCGUAACAAGAUGUGCUAUGAUUGGGAAUUUGUCAGCUGAAGGGGGCGAUCGUUGCGACCUAAAUCUUGUACUGGGAUGCACAGACCCUAGUUCGCCAACGUACGACCCUUUUGCCAAUGUAGAUGAUGGAACUUGCCCUAUUGAUUCAGACUCAGAGUAGUAUUUUGCAGCUUUUUCCUUGCUGAAUUCAUACACAGAAAUUUCACUUGAACAUUCCAAUACCUUGUACUAAGCACUGUCUAGCUCCUGGUAGUUGUCAUUAUACUAUUGCUAGCAAUUCUUGUAUUGGUCUCUCGAUUGGCCAUAUAUGUAUAGGGGAAAGAAAGAACAAUGCUAUUUAUCAUCAUAUACGUAACUGCUAAUAAAGUAUUACUUGUAUAAUA
Humulus lupulus (European hop) is the source of this 1192-nucleotide messenger RNA. Its product is annotated as protein POST-ILLUMINATION CHLOROPHYLL FLUORESCENCE INCREASE, chloroplastic. The coding region runs from base 121 to 969 and encodes 282 amino acids. NCBI's taxonomy places the organism in Eukaryota, Viridiplantae, Streptophyta, Magnoliopsida, Rosales, Cannabaceae. Gene Ontology annotation, cellular component: chloroplast stroma; thylakoid. The record is from RefSeq and is a predicted model, not a curated record. The transcript has 8 exons. Gene Ontology annotation, biological process: chlororespiration.